Molecule: messenger RNA, 540 nt
Organism: Salvelinus sp. IW2-2015
Lineage: Eukaryota; Metazoa; Chordata; Actinopteri; Salmoniformes; Salmonidae
Source: RefSeq, a predicted model, not a curated record
AUGAAUCAGACCUACUUGAUCCUCUCAAUAUCCCUCAAACCCGUACCCCAGCCCUCAAACCCGUACCCCAGCCUCAAACCCGUACCCCAGCCUCAAACCGUUCCCAGCCCUCAAACCCGUACCCAGCCUCAAACCCGUACCCCAGCCCUCAAACCCGUACCCCAGCCCUUAACCCGUACCCCAGCCCUCAAACCCGUACCCCAGCCCUCAAACCCGUACCCCAGCCUAAACCCGUACCCCAGCCCUCAAAACCCGUACCCAGCCCUCAACCGUACCCCAGCCUCAAACCCGUACCCCAGCCCUCAAACCCGUACCACAGCCCUCAAACCCGUACCCCAGCCCUCAAACCCGUUCCCCAGCCCUCAAACCCGUACCCCAGCCCUCAAACCCGUACCCCAGCCCUCACCCACCCAGCCCUCAAACCCGUACCCCAGCCCUCAAACCCGUACCCCAGCCCUCAAACCCCUCCCCCAGCCCUCAAACCCGUACCCCAGCCCUCAAACCCGUACCCCAGCCCUCAAACCCGUACCCCAGCCUUAA